This is a messenger RNA of Papaver somniferum (opium poppy), 378 nucleotides long. RefSeq names its product deoxymugineic acid synthase 1-like. Gene Ontology annotation, molecular function: aldose reductase (NADPH) activity. The coding region runs from base 1 to 378 and encodes 125 amino acids. The record is from RefSeq and is a predicted model, not a curated record. Gene Ontology annotation, cellular component: cytosol. The transcript has a single exon. Lineage: Eukaryota; Viridiplantae; Streptophyta; Magnoliopsida; Ranunculales; Papaveraceae.
AUGCCAUGCAAUAUUAUCAAGUACAAGAAAACUUGUCUAGAAGUUUGCCAAGCUCACGCAACUUUUAUCAAAUACGUAAUUUCCAUCCGCAAUGAAAAUAGUAGGAAACUUCGAAGGAAUUGUCUCCAUUCAACAGUAGAAUAUGUAAUACAAAAGGUGGAGAUGAACCGAGUCUGGCAGAACUUGAAAUGGAGGGACUUCUGCAAGGCUAACAGUAUCAUUGUCACUGCCUACUCACCUUUAGGAGCCAGGGGAAACCCAUGGGGGUCCAAUGCACUCUACGAGGAGCGCAUUCUGCAUGAAAUUGCUGAGGCUAAAGGGAAAACUCAUGCACAGGUCUUGAAUUAUUGGAUCUUACUUAAUGUCUCCUCUCCAUAG